UGCCAGUCCAUGUGCGGUCACACUGAUGACAAAUCGUUUUUAUCAAGCGAUAUUGGGAACUAACUUUCGAGUUUGCAUAUGUGUAUGCAUAUGUAUAUUUAAUUAAGUUUUGGUUUUGUCUGAUACACAAGAUGAUUAUUACAAUUAAAAAUCUUCAACAGCAAACUUUUACUAUUGAGUUUGCCCCGGAAAAAACGGUUUUGGAACUGAAGAAGAAAAUAUUCGAGGAGCGCGGUCCAGAGUACGUCGCCGAAAAACAAAAACUGAUCUACGCUGGCGUCAUAUUGACGGAUGACCGCACCGUUGGUUCAUACAACGUUGAUGAAAAAAAGUUCAUUGUGGUAAUGUUGACACGCGAUUCGUCUAGUUCAAAUCGUAAUCAACUUAGUGUAAAAGAAAGUAAUAAAUUGACUAGCACCGACGAUUCAAAGCAAUCUAUGCCUUGCGAAGAAGCCAACCAUACCAAUUCGCCUAGUUCCACAAAUACAGAAGAUUCAGUUUUAUCACGUGAAACCAGACCUUUAUCUAGUGACGAAUUGAUUGGCGAGUUGGCCCAGGCUUCCUUACAAUCGCGCGCUGAAUCUAAUUUGCUUAUGGGUGACGAAUACAACCAAACAGUCCUAUCAAUGGUGGAAAUGGGUUACCCAAGAGAGCAGGUUGAACGUGCGAUGGCUGCUAGUUAUAACAACCCGGAAAGAGCCGUUGAAUAUCUCAUUAAUGGCAUACCUGCAGAGGAAGGUACUUUUUACAAUAGGCUGAAUGAAUCAACGAAUCCUAGUCUAAUCCCCUCCGGACCGCAACCUGCGUCGGCAACCUCUGCCGAGCGUUCAACAGAAUCAAAUUCAGACCCCUUUGAAUUUUUACGUAGCCAGCCACAGUUUCUUCAAAUGCGAUCUUUAAUUUAUCAAAACCCUCAUCUUUUGCAUGCAGUAUUGCAGCAGAUUGGUCAGACAAACCCAGCCCUUUUACAACUUAUUUCGGAGAACCAAGAUGCGUUUCUCAAUAUGCUUAAUCAACCGAUUGACCGCGAAUCGGAGUCAGGCGCCACCGUUCCUCCCGUUUCGAAUGCGCGGAUUCCUUCAACUUUGGACAAUGUUGACCUCUUUUCUCCAGAUUUAGAAGUAGCUACUUCAGCACAAAGAUCAGCCGCGGGUACAAGUGCAGCACAUCAAAGCGGUAGCGCAGCGGAUAACGAAGACUUGGAACAACCUUUAGGAGUAUCAACCAUUCGUUUAAAUCGCCAAGAUAAGGACGCAAUAGAACGGCUAAAAGCUCUUGGAUUCCCAGAGGCCCUUGUACUGCAAGCGUACUUCGCUUGUGAAAAGAACGAGGAACAAGCAGCUAAUUUUUUGCUAUCGUCUAGCUUCGAUGAUUAGGAUGACAAAAUGUAAGAAGUUAUGCAAAUAACACCGGAAGCGUUACAUUUAAAGUUAGAUGUUCUUAAAUUAAAUGUAAAAUGUCGAUCAUAAAAAUUCUUUUAUAUUCUUUUAAUACCGUCGGCGUAUUGUACUUGUUAUUUGUUAAAAAUUGCAGCCAUGGGUAAAAUAGAGUUACGAUGUCAUUUUUACUAAAUAUUUCACCACGACAUUGUCUUCAGCAUAAGACUGCAAAUGUCUACAAAUUUAUCUGUGCCAAUCCAUGGUAGGGAGGCCUUGGAUUAGGCCUUCACCUAAUGGAUGGCAAAGUAUAUUUCUAGUGUGUGUAUUUCUAGUGUAUAUGCAAUACACACAUUAAUUAUUUUAAGGUCGUAUUAAGCUAAAGAAGUCUUAUGAUUUAUUCUUUCCUUAUCUUGGUUGAUUUAUAAAAUAUUUUUUUGACUAGUGGGAGUCCACAAUUAAGUCACUUAACACAUAAAGUACUUUUUGUCGUCCUGGAUGUUGGACAUAUGACUAAAAUAUAUUAAUCAUUGUAUUACAUAAAUUUCGUGUUUUUUUAUUGUAAAUAAUGUCCGCAAUUAUGCCCUAAUAAGCUGUGGCGUCUCUUUGGUGAUUCCUUUCAGGAUGAGUCGG
Drosophila melanogaster (fruit fly) is the source of this 2009-nucleotide messenger RNA. It is a transcript of the gene Rad23, whose product is annotated as Rad23. Lineage: Eukaryota; Metazoa; Arthropoda; Insecta; Diptera; Drosophilidae. The record is from RefSeq and is marked reviewed. Gene Ontology annotation, biological process: proteasome-mediated ubiquitin-dependent protein catabolic process; nucleotide-excision repair. Gene Ontology annotation, cellular component: nucleus; cytoplasm. The coding region runs from base 132 to 1376 and encodes 414 amino acids. Gene Ontology annotation, molecular function: polyubiquitin modification-dependent protein binding; damaged DNA binding; ubiquitin binding. The transcript is spliced from 5 exons.